This is a messenger RNA of Harpia harpyja (harpy eagle), 5535 nucleotides long. RefSeq names its product ERCC excision repair 6 like 2 (gene ERCC6L2). Lineage: Eukaryota; Metazoa; Chordata; Aves; Accipitriformes; Accipitridae. The coding region runs from base 314 to 3676 and encodes 1120 amino acids. The record is from RefSeq and is a predicted model, not a curated record. The transcript is spliced from 17 exons. Gene Ontology annotation, molecular function: ATP-dependent chromatin remodeler activity; ATP binding.
CCGGCCGUUACCGGGGCCGGCAGCGGUGCGGGAAGGGAGGGUGAGCGACGGUCUCCUUCGCUGACACGCUGUGAGGCGCCCGGCGGGUGACUGCUGGGCGGCCCCUGGGUUUCCUCAGCCUCUGCCCGCCUGUGACUCGCCCGGGGGAGCGUGCGGUCUCCAGGGAGGGGGGGUGGGCACUAGAGCGGCCCGCGCCCCUCUCCCGUGGCGGUAGGCCCCGGGAGCGGCGGCCCGGCCGGCUUCUGGUCCCCACCUGCCGCCGGGUGCGUGCGCCCACGGGCUCAGCUGGGCUUUGCACGGCCAAAAGUUAAAAAUGUGUGAUGAUGUCCCAGAUAAUUGGCGUAUUGGGGAGAAAUGCCUUGCCCCUCUUCUUGAAGAUGGGAAACUUCAUGAAGGAACAAUAUCCUCUAUUGAAAAGGACAAGAAUGGAAAAUCAUUUGCUGUUGUAUCAUUCUUGGAGUCUGAAGAAAGGAAAAUACUAAUAACUAAACUUUGUAGAGUCAAAGCCAGUAGAGGACCCUGGAAAAGCUUAGUAUUUGAUGAUGGUGAUCUGGAAAAGCCUUAUUUUCCUGACAGAAAUCUUCCAACACCUGCAGUUGCUUUUAAAUUAUCUGACAACGGUGAUUUUAUCCCAUAUACAAUUAACAGAUACCUGCGUGAUUAUCAAAGGGAAGGAGCCCUAUUUCUGUAUGGACACUAUGCUAAUAAAAGGGGGUGUAUUCUUGGAGAUGAUAUGGGCCUUGGAAAGACAAUACAGGUAAUUUCAUUUCUGGCUGCAGUGUUGCACAAAAAGGGAACACGUGAGGAUAUUGAAAAUAACAUGCCAGAAUUUUUACGGAGGACAAUGAAAAAAGAAUCAAAGUGUAACCCCAAGAAGACUUUCCUCAUAGUGGCCCCUCUUUCAGUGCUGUACAACUGGAAGGAUGAGUUAGACACAUGGGGGUACUUCAAGGUCUCUGUCUUACAUGGCAGUAAAAAAGAUGAUGACUUGAGUCGUAUCAAGCAAGGGAAAUGUGAAGUUGCCCUUACAACGUAUGAGAUACUUCGCCUGUAUUUGGAUGAAUUUAACAGUAUAGAAUGGUCUGCUGUGAUAGUGGAUGAAGCACAUAGAAUCAAGAAUCCAAAGGCUCAAAUAACUCAAACCAUGAAGUCAUUAAAAUGCAGUGUUCGCAUAGGUCUUACUGGAACCAUUCUUCAAAACAAUAUGAAGGAACUUUGGUGUGUUAUGGACUGGGCCGUACCAGGACUUUUGGGUAGCAGAGUACUUUUCAAGAAGAAAUUUUCUGAUCCAGUGGAGCAUGGCCAGAGGCACACUGCAACUAAAAGAGAGCUAGCAACAGGUCGUAAGGCCAUGAUGAAGCUAGCAAGAAAAAUGUCUGGCUGGUUUCUGAGACGUACAAAAGCGCUUAUCAGUGAUCAGUUGCCAAAAAAGGAAGACAGAAUGGUGUACUGUUCCCUGACUGAGUUCCAGAAAGCAGUGUACCAGGCUGUGCUACAGACAGAGGAUGUAAACUUAGUACUACGAGCAGGAGAGCCUUGUAGCUGCAACAGUGGCCGUAAAAGGAAGAACUGUUGUUACAAAGUAAAUGCUCAUGGUGAAACAAUUAAGUCACUGUGCUUCAGUUACCUGACAAUCCUACAGAAGGUUGCAAAUCAUGCUGCACUGCUGCAGACGGACAACACUAGCAAGCAGCAGGAAGCACAUAUCAAACGGGUGUGCAGCCAGGUAUUUUCCAGUUUUCCGGAUUUUGUGCAGUUAAGCAAAGAUGCAGCCUUUGAAACAAUUUCAGAUCCAAAGUACAGUGGAAAAAUGAAGGUCCUUCAGCAGCUUUUAAAUCACUUCCAAAAAACCAAGGAUAAAGUUCUUCUUUUCUCCUUUUCCACAAAGUUGCUAGAUGUGCUGGAACAAUACUGUAUGGCAUCUGGGCUAGAUUACCGAAGACUUGAUGGAAAUACAAAAUCAGAAGAUAGGAUCAGAAUUGUAAGAGAGUUCAACAGCAUUCAAGAAAUUAACAUAUGUCUUGUAUCUACAAUGGCUGGUGGACUGGGUCUUAAUUUUGUUGGUGCCAAUGUUGUUAUACUGUUUGAUCCUACAUGGAACCCAGCAAAUGAUCUUCAAGCUAUUGACAGAGCUUAUAGGAUUGGCCAAUACAAAGCUGUUAAAGUGUUUAGAUUGAUAUCCUUGGGAACUGUGGAGGAGAUGAUGUACUUGCGACAAGUUUAUAAACAGCAACUUCACUGUGCGGUGGUUGGAAGUGAAAAUGCUAAGCGGUAUUUCGAGGCAGUGCAAGGAUCAAAGGAACAUCAAGGAGAGCUUUUUGGGAUGCAUAACCUUUUCAAACUCAGGACUCAUGGGUCCUGUCUUACCAAAGACAUCCUGGAGAGGGAAGGGCGAGUAGAAGCAGGAGUCAUGACAGCAACUACAUGGCUAAAGGAAGAGACUCCUCCAUGCAGCUCAGAAAAGUAUGAACAACCAGACUCUAAAGAAGAUAGAGAUCCCCAAAGCAUUCAGGCACAAUUAGAGAGAGAAGAAAUGGAUUUUUGUGGUGACUUUAGUGAUGAUGAUAUUCUGGAAACUUCUGUGAAAAAAUGUGACAGAAGGAAGCCUUGCAAUGCAAAUAAUUUAAUGGUAACAAAAGGACAGCUUUCCUUAAUGCAGUGUGGAUUCUCUAAGUUGUUGCAGAGAGAAAUUGAAACUACCAAAGGGGAUAAUGAUUAUACCUCUCAUCAUUCAGGUUCUGAUGAUCAGUCUAUAAGAACAAAUGUAAAUAGCAAGCACAGUGAUUUUCACACAUGUCAAAACGAUGUGCCUGUUUUGGAGCAUGGGAAAGCUGCUCAGUCACCAGAUGGAAUUGAUAAACAAGAUACCUGUAGUACAGACUGGCUUGCUUUAUCAGGCGCUGAGGAGGAAGGGGACAGAGAAAGUGAGGAUCAAGGCAUUUCAAAGCAAAGUGAUAUAAUCAUGGAAACUGAAAACAGUUCUGAAGAGGAUGAUGAUGUCAUCUUUCCUGCCCAAGUUCCAGCAUGCCAGCAACCAAUGCUUACUAAAAAAGUUGAAAUAUACAGAUCAACAUCUGAAAAUUGUGAAGAGUUAGCAAAGGAAAAAGAUGGGUUUGUAUUUAAGGGAGACAGUAGGCAAUUUGGAUGCCAUAGUACUGAGUCAAAUUUCAGCAAAGUCAUGUCUUCUGAAGACUUCAAGAACAGCACAAGAGAUUUGAAAGAUGAAAGUGACAUAAGUGAUGAGUCUGAUGAUAUUGAAAUUUGCCAUAAUUCUGAAUCAAGAAAGUUAAGAACUUUCAGCAUUCCAAAAUGGAAAAAGAGAGAUGCCCAUAGCAACGGACUAGGUAACAUCUCCAAAUCUCUGCUAGAAUCAAAGAAGCACAAUAGAAAAGGAAAGGAAAGUGAUUCUCAGAAUAUAGAUGAAUUUUCAUCGUCUGAAGAUAACUUACCAGUUGAGAAAGUUCAUGCCAGAAAGCAAAGCUAUAAGUGUAAAAGCCAGAAAGGCAGAGUUCAGUUUGGGUCUAAAAUGCUUCAUCCUAUUCAAGAUUCCUCUGUUGCCCAAACGAAGUCUAGCAAUUAUGCUAUGCGAAGAACUUCUGCAAGUAAACCUGAAUUUGAACAUGAAGUGGAAUCAAUGGACAGAUAUUUAGUGUUACUUUCCUGUCUUCUGGGUUGAUGGGCUGCUUUGUAGUAUUUUGUUAAACACUUACUGUCUGUUGAAAGAUGCUAAGACUGAAGAUUUAUUAAGAAUUCACAAAUCUAAAUAUUUGACCUGUAAAACCUUGAAAGUCUUGACAGGGCUGUUAAAUAAAAACUUGUGCACAUCUGCUUGGUAGAGUACCAUGAGAUAAAGCCCUGGAGGGAAGUGGGACCCAAGAAAGCUCGUUAAUAUUCAAGGAUUACCUCCUCCAAGCUCAGGAGUGAUGCACCCUAACAAAGAGGAAGUCAGGCAAAAACACCAGAAGGGCUGCAUAGAUGAUCAAGGAGCUCCUGGAUAAACUCAAAUACAAAAAGGAAGCCUACAGAGGGUGGAAGCAAGGACAGGUAGUGUGGGAGGAAUAUAGAGAAAUAGUCCAAGCAGCCAGGGAUCAAGUUAGGAAAGCUAAAGCCCUGAUAAAAUUAAAUCUGGCCAGAGACAUCAACGGCAACAAGAAAAGUUUCUAUAGGUACAUUGGUGAUAAAAGGAAGACUAGGGAAAAUGUGGGCCCUCUCAGGAAGGAAAUGAGAGACCUGGUUACCUGGGACAUGGAGAAGGCUGAGGUACUCAAUGACUUUUUUGCCUCAGUCUUGACCAGCAAGUGCUCCAGCUGCACCGCACAAGUCACAGAAGGCAAAGGCAGGGACUGGGAGAAUGAAGAACUACUCACCCUAGGAAAAGAUGAGGUUCAAAACCAUCUAAGGAACCUGAAAGUGCACAGGUCCAUGGGACCUGAUGAGAUGCAUCCCUGGGUCCUGAGGGAGCUGGCAGAUGAAGUGGCUAAGCCACUAUCCUUCAUAUCUCAGAAGUUCUGGCAGUCUGCAGAAGUUCCCACCAACUGGAAAAGAGGAAACGUAACGCCCAUUUUUAAAAAGGGGAAAAAAGGAAGACCUGGGGGACUGCAGGCCAGUCCUCACCUCUGUGCCAAGCAAGAUCAUGGAGCGGAUCUUUCUGGAAACUAUGCUAAGGCACAUGGAAACCAAGGAGGUGAUUGGCAACAGCCAGCAUGGCUUCACUAAGGGCAAAUCAUGCCUGACAAAGUUGGUGGCCUUCUAUGACGGGCUUACAGCGUUGGUGGUUAAAGGAAGAGCAACUGACGUCAUCUACCUGGACUUGUGCAAAGCAUUUGCCACUGUCCCGCAUGACAUCCUUGUGUCUAAAUUGGUGAGACGUGGCUUUGAUGGAUAGACCACUCAGUGAAUAAGGAAUUGGCUGGAUAGUCACACUCAGAGAGUUGUGGUCAAUGGCUCCUUGUCCCAGUGGAGGACAGUGAUGAGUGGCAUUCCUCAGGGGUCGGUAUUGGGACCGGCUCUGUUUAACAUCUUUGUCAGCGACAUGGACAGUGGGGUUGUGUGCGUCCUCAGCAAGUUUGCCAACGACACCAAGCUGUGUGGUGCAGUUGACAUGCUGGAGGGAAGGGAUGCCAUCCAGAGGGACCUUGACAGGCUUGAGAGGUGGGCCCAUGCGAACAUCAUGAAGUUCAACAAGGCCAAGCGCAAGGUCCUGCACGUGGGUUGGGGCAAUCCCAAGUAUAUAAAUACAGGCUGAGUGAUAACUGGAUUGAGAGCAGCCCUGUGGAGAAGGACUUGGGGGUGUUGGUUGACAAGAAGCUCAGCAUGACCCGGCAAUGUGUGUUUGCAGCCCAGAAAGCCAGUUGCAUCCUGGGCUGCAUCAAAAGAAGCAUAACCAGCAAGUUGAGGGAGGUGAUUCUCCCCUUCUACUCUGGUGUGGUGAGACCCCACCUGGAGUACUGUGUUCAUCUCUGGGGCCCCCAACAUAACAAGGGCAUGGACCUGUUGGAACAAGUCCAGAGGAGGGCCAUGAAGAUGAUCAGAAGG